Messenger RNA from Zootermopsis nevadensis, 4262 nucleotides. NCBI's taxonomy places the organism in Eukaryota, Metazoa, Arthropoda, Insecta, Blattodea, Termopsidae. The record is from RefSeq and is a predicted model, not a curated record.
UUUUCUGUUAUUAUUAUACGAAAGAAAUUGGUAUUCUCGCGGUUCAAACGUGAUGAAGGGCAAAGAACACGAAAUGUUAUUAGUACUAACUGUGUAAAUUUACGUGAAAAUGUGGACAUAUUGAGCGGGUAACGACGUCAGUCACUGUGGUUAAAGAGUGUUCUAAAACAUUUACACGAAGGCAGCAAGUUCUGUGUUAAUUCGCAUAAAACAAGUUGGAGAGAGGAAACGUGCUUCGUGUGUUGUUUGAUAUUGGGAAAGUUUUAUUGUCUCUGUGACAGGAUAGUUUUUUUGUUGUUGUCGUAUUUAGUUCAUCUAAUUAACUUUUUACGUGGGCACGGGCGAAGAGACAGACUGAAGAGAAGGUGGAGAGACGGGGAAGAUAAAUCUUGCGCCACAGGGACGAAACUUCGUUGCCACCACGUCGGACGAGUCAGGAUGUGAGGCUGACAUGGCCGAGGGAGGCCAAGAGGAGGACAGCGGCGACGUAAUGUUGGCAACAGCCACCUCUCCUGCCACUGCCUCUUCUGGGGCAGCGAUAAAGAGGGACCCAGACGCGCCGCUCAACCUGAAAUCUGAGGAAAGCUGUGAUUCAAAUUCACCACCCCCUGAACCAGCUGCUAUGGGAGUGGACAAUAUUCCGAUGGCCCUAGACCAACAUUAUGGCUCUCCACAACAACAACAACAACAACAACAACAGUCUGUGUUCUCAAUGAACGGCCACAAUAGUAACCAGAGCUUGCCGGGAACUCCAACACACAACCGUUCGGUACCAAACUCUCCUGAUCCAAUCGCUGCCAUGGAUUCAGCCAAGGCCGCUGCACAUAUCAAUGGAACGAUGGCAGGUAUGGUCACUCUUCAGAACCUGCAGAACCUUGCAACUCUGCAGAGUCUACCACAGGUUGCCUCUCUUGCCGCCGGUCUGCAGGGGAUGGCUGGUCUUGGGACACAGCUCAUCAACACUCCUCUCAACCUCAGCGCGAGUGCGACAGGUUCGCUGCCGUCGAACUGUGCCAGCGCGUCUCCUGCACACUCGGUGGGGAACCUACUCGCCUCGGCUGCGACGCAACCCCAGCUCCUGGCUGCCCCGCAGCCAGCCGCCAUGCCUCAGUUCAUCCUGGCUUCAGGUCAGCUGGUGCAAGGCAUUCAGGGGGCUCAGCUGCUCAUUCCCACUUCACAAGUGCCAUCCCCGAGUCCCACACUGGGGCCUGGUAUCAACCUCAAUCAAGCUGCAACAGCCUCCCUACCUCACCUACUGACGAACGGAAGCGCGGCAGCCGUUCAGCAGCACCAGCAGUUGCUGUCUGCGAUGCAGCAGCCCCAACUGGUUAGUCCGCAGUCAUCACUGGUGACAGCUACAGCUCAGCCAAACUCAGCACCCAGCCACCAACCACCUCAGAGGUCAUCUCACCACCAACAGCACAACCAUCACUACUCGGUACCAGAAAAACAUAACCAGAACGGUUUGCUAAAUGGAACAGAAUCAUCUCUAAACGUUAUCAACCGAUUAGCAGCCAGUAAUUCUGAUAUCACCAUCACAUCGACACAUGGAUCACCACAGCAGCAUCAGCAUCCAAAGUCUUUAUCGUCGUCCAUGUCUGUGCAGCAUUCUUCAAGUAAUGGCAGCGGUGGAGGCACGCAACACAGUCGUAGCAGUCCGACAUCUGACUUCCUGGCUGAUUCACCAAAUCAGCCGACGAUAAACCAGACCAACAGUAAUGUCGUCGAUGGGAUCAAUCUGGAUGAGAUCAAGGAGUUCGCAAAAGCUUUCAAGCUUCGACGACUGUCUCUAGGCUUGACCCAGACGCAAGUCGGACAGGCGCUGAGCAUUACCGAGGGCCCCGCUUACAGUCAGAGUGCUAUCUGCAGUGCCCUGGCUACUCAGAUGUACUGUGCUGCGCAGCUUGCGUCACAGCAUCAAGCUAUGUUUGAAAAGCUGGAUAUUACACCGAAGAGUGCACAGAAAAUCAAGCCAGUGCUGGAAAUGUGGAUGAAAGAAGCUGAAGAGAGCUGGUUGUGUUUCAGAUAUAAGAGCGGACAGAACCAUCUCACUGAAUUCAUUGGCGUCGAGCCAUCCAAGAAGAGGAAACGCAGAACAUCAUUCACGCCUCAGGCACUGGAGCUGCUCAACGCUCACUUCGAACGGAACACGCAUCCCUCAGGUACUGAAAUCACCGCUUUGGCACACCAGCUUGGCUAUGAGAGGGAAGUAAUAAGAAUAUGGUUCUGCAACAAGAGGCAGGCCCUCAAGAACACUGUCCGGAUGAUGUCCAAAGGCGUGGCCUAGUGCGCUGAUAGUCCGUCAUUUGAAAAUGAGGGAGAGAGUGUCCGGAAAGUGGCAUAUCUGUACGAACGGUUGUUUCGGGAGGCAAGAUAAGUAUUGCGAUUAAUCUGAAGCAGUCGUCUGUGGCACUUUACGUUGCAAGUGUGUACGAAGGGAAAGUAAUUUAUUUCUUGACACGAUUGUACAGGUUUAAUAGCAAAUUAAUUUUUGGUCUGUUCCAGAUCUGAAAGGUAUUGUGUUUCUUUUUUUAGUAUAUGUCAGUGGUUGAUGGCUGUAUUGAAAAAUGGCGUGUUAGUACGACUGAAAUGUUAUCUCGGUAACGAAGGAAAAGGACGUUUUGAAAGAGAUUGAAGUUCCUGCAGCUCACGGUGGCUGCGACAAGUUUCCUCACGCAGAGGAGAGCGUUUCACGUGAUAUUACAUUCUCGGAUGCUGCUGCAAAUGAGAACCGAAGAUCUCGACAGAAUCUGGCAGGUGGAUACCAUGUUUUUUCCUGUCUAAAUAUGGUUUGCUGAGCGUGGAGGCAACGCGCUGCCCAGUCCUGAAUACGCCGAGUUGCGCGUAUGAAGUAACAUUACAUAACACGACUGACAUUUGAAAUAAAGUGUAAAUUUUCUGUUUAAGUAUGAAUGACUGCAUCAUCAUUUUAACGCAAGUUAUCCACUAGCUCGGAGAUAUGUGGAUGUUGCUAAUCCAUUCCGUGCUAUAGAUCACAUCUGACGCUUCUUGUCUGGAUUUAUUUUAUUUUUGAGAAGUUUGUGGAAUACGCAUCUCUUGCCAUUCCUAAAAAAAGCCUUUUUAAAAUAAAAUGGAAUGAUGAUACCAGAAAUAUAAUUCAUCGCACGAUAGAAGCAAGAAGUGAUCGGUCUGUAUUUUAUCUAGAGUCGUCUGUGAUAGAGGAAAUUGAUGCUGAAUGGACCACUCGGUAUCUUUUUAAAAUGACUGAUUUGAAAUAUCGGCAACCACUGAAUUUUUAUUGUGACAGUAUAAGUCUUAACUCGAAAUAUUGCUAAGGUUGACCGUCAGACAACUGCUCAGAUUUCCCCGACAACGCCUCUACUUGAAGAACUUCUAAACCAUCGGCCCCACCUUUCUAACGGUACGAACCACGCGUGUAUAAUCUUGAAAUAAAUGCGGGGGUAUGACAUUCGCAGAGCUGCGAGCCUCUUCCUGUGCUCGUGUAUUAAUCGAGAAGUUUGCGUUCAGUACCACCGAUGUACGUGCACAUUUGAGAUAACUUUGUUUCUUAGAGCUUACCAUUCGUUGAUACAAGAUUUGAGGUUCUCUCAGCUGCGACGAUGUCAGCGUCGGUCUUCUGGGUAGUAGCAUCAUGCGGACUUAGAAGUACCAUGAAUGCUUUUGAGACGCGUACUGCAUCCAUUUUCACAACUGAUACCGGAGAGAGUGUGUCUAUCUGAAAUGUCGAUAUUUACGUGGAAUUACUACGUCGAAGACCAACGUCAACUUUGCCAAAUUGUCUUUUAGCAUAAAAUUUGGGACUGCUUCUUCAAAAGCGCGUAGAAAAUUAAAAUGUUGAUCAAGUUCGUCAGAGGAUCGCAUCGUAUCGCGACGUUCAGAUAAACUGAAUCGUGAAUGGGAAAGACGAGUCUCGUCGAGAAGAGAAUUCAAAUUUGAAGAAGUGGAUUUAAUCGUUUUUCCUUCGCAACAGUAUCUGUCGUAAAAAGUACUGAUAAUCUGUUUUCAUAUCGCGAGUGACUUCGACUCGGUUUAAAAUGGAUGUGACCCUCCUGUAGGCACUUAACAGUUCUACCAAUUGGUAAAAAAAAAAAGACAGUGUAGUGUUGCAAUGCGGACCAGAAUAUAUUUUUUGAUUAAAGACUUAUCAUAUUGUGCACCGAUAUAUUGUACGUUUAUGUGGCCAAAGAAGAGAUUGAAGUCACAAAUUUGUUACUGAAGCAGAUUUCAGCUGUUUAAGUGACGAAACAUUUUUUUUUUUUUUUUUGGGAGUAUUAUAGAUA